Drosophila takahashii is the source of this 1746-nucleotide messenger RNA. RefSeq names its product Gustatory receptor 92a (gene Gr92a). NCBI's taxonomy places the organism in Eukaryota, Metazoa, Arthropoda, Insecta, Diptera, Drosophilidae. Gene Ontology annotation, cellular component: membrane. Gene Ontology annotation, biological process: sensory perception of taste. The record is from RefSeq and is a predicted model, not a curated record.
AUGUUCGCGGAACUUCGUCAGUUCAGCAUUCCCAAACUCUCUGCUGGAAUACUUCGCUGGACUUUCUACACCUCCAGAUUAAUGGGUGCCGUUGGCUUCAGAUAUAAAACCACAUCUACCGAAAGAGUAAUGAUGGAGGAUAAUCCUCUCAUGUGGAAGUGGCUUUUUGCCAUAAUUCGCUUAGGAAGCCUAUCUGUCUAUCUAUACAUGUACACACAAUGGAAAAUGCCCUCCAGUGACUUGAUCGAAAAAGUUCUGCAGCUCAACCGUGCGUUUCUUCAAUCUGCCUGUUGCAUGUCCAUUGUUAGAUUGCAUCUUUAUCAAGGACCAGAGGUUACACAACUGGUCAAUAGUUUUCUUCAGCUAUAUCGAAGAGUUCAAAGCAUUUGCAACCGCAAUCAAAAUGGCUUUGGUGGAAAAGAUGACCUAAUAUUUUUAGUUUUCAUGCUGAUCUGCUUGAUUCACGAGGAAAUCUUCCUGCUGAGAUUAAUAAAACCUCACUGGAACGCACUCAAAUUGGCUGUCGGAGUUAAAACCAAAGCGGUCAUAUUCGGGGUCUUUCAUAAGAUGAGUGUUCCGAAACUUUCCGCCGGAAUUCUGCGUUUCAUUUUCCGAUACGCACAGUUUAUUGGAGUUUUCUUUUUUCGCCUAAAGAAGAGUAAAGAAGGAGAAAAAGUAUCGAAUUGCAAAUGGCUCAAGUGGAUGGGUGUUACCCAUCGUUUUAUAACAUUCUGCAUUUUCUUAUACUCAUAUUCAUGGAAUAUAAUAUUAGCAAGUCAUCGCGGCGAGCAAGUUCUUCAUAUUUUGCGGAUUUUACUGAGCAUUCCAAUCAUUUUGUUUCUAUUGGGAUAUCAGGUUUUGCGAGGCCCGGAAAUUAUUGAGCUUUUCAAUAAGUUUUUCCGACUCUUCUGGCAAGUGAGCCAUUUGUUUAAACCGAAAACCAUUGGCUUUGGAGGCCGACGUGAACUGAUUUUGAUCCUACUCAACUUGGUUUGCCUUUUCCAUGAGUUAACAUAUAUCUGGAUUACUGUGAAAAACAUUUCAACCUGGCAUUUUGCUAUCUAUUGGUGGUGUGACGUUUUUGUUGUCACAGGAACCAACAUGUUCAUCCACAUAAAUGUUAUGGCCUUUCUCAGUAUUGGAGUUCUUUAUUCGGAGGUCAAUAGAUAUGUUCGUACCCAUUUGCGAACCCAACUGCAGAAUCUGGAUACUUCGGCCAGCGAACAACAAAUAAGAAAACUGAAAAAUAGGCUGGAAAAGUGCACAUAUUUGUACAGAGAGAUAUAUCAAAUCAACACUGGUUUUCAGAGGCUUUUUGUGAUGCCCCUUUUUUUGGCACUGAUAAAUAAGGUGUUGUUAGUCGUCACGAUUGGCCUUAAAAUGAUUACCGAUUUGAACUUCUGCGGCUGCGUUUUUUGGAUACUUAUCGGAAAACACAUAUUAGAUCUUCUACUGCUAACCACUUCCGUCCAGGGUGCAUUGAAUCAAUUUAGGAUUAUUCGAAGGCCGAAUUUGGAGAUCCCUAAAGCGGAAGAUCUGAAGGAAUUUCGCCGCAUGCUGGAAAUAUUCUAUACCCAUCUCAACCUUUGUCAGUUCCGAGUUAGCAUUUUGGGCCUCUGUGAAAUAACCAACGAGCUUUUUUUAAUGAUUUUAUCCGCAGUAGUAACUUGGUUGGCGUUCAUUGCUCAAUAUAGAAUGCAGAUAAAAAUUGAGAAAAAUUUCACAUUUUCCUCCUCGGCGAAGUAA